AUGCUGAUAGGACAUUGCCGACGGCUCUUCAUCGUCUACGCCUCCUUGGCUAUUCUGUGGGUCUUCUUGUUCCAGCUCUGCAGACUCUACACAUUCUCCGAUCCUUCUUCCUUCUUCUAUGACUCCAACCGAGCCUACGAGACGCGAUACAGUGCUAUUCGGCAGCACCAAGCCGAUGAACUACUCGAUGUUGCCGAACACUUCCCGAUAGAAGAGCUAGCUAAACUCCCUCUUUUCAACAAUGCUGCUGAAGCAAUACCGCGAGACUCAGAGAAGCGUGUUUGUGUCGGCAUACCGAGUGUCACGCGAGAACGAGAGCAGUUCCUGCCCAGAGCUGUGGCCUCACUAGUCCAAGGUCUCAGUCUCGAACAGAGACAGGCGAUACACGUCAUUGUAAUGCUAGCAGACAAUGAUCCAGAAUCCCAUCCCGCCUUUGGGAAACGAUGGCUAGACCGCCUGGUUGAUGAGGUCCUCGUUUACGGCAAUGCUUCGACAACCGAUGCCCCCAAGCAAUACCGUACCGUCGCAUCGGAUCAUAUCCUUGAGCUCUCCCGAAACGAUCGAGUCCACCGCGAUUACGCUACGUUAAUGACAGCCUGCCAAGAACAAAAAGCACAGUAUUUUGCUUUGGUUGAGGACGAUAUCAUUGCUGCGCACAACUGGCUAGGGCGACUAUCUACUGCCUUGGACAAGCUUGAACGAACCGAAGACGCAAAGAACUGGCUGUAUCUGAGACUGUUCUAUUCCGAAACAUACAUGGGCUGGAACGCUGAGGAGUGGCCGACCUAUCUCGUAAAUUCGAUAUCGGUAUACUGUAUCGUCUUGGCACUAUACUUCCUCGUAGUGACUAUAGAUACACGACGGAGGUCCCAGACCUUUCACCUAAAGUCUACCCUCUGGGCCUUACCACAUGUCACAUUCUGGGCAGCGUCCUUCAUCCUCUUGUACUUUCUUGCCGGUCGCCUUGCAGUCAACCCGUAUCCAAGAGGCAUUCAUGAGAUGCCAAACUACGGAUGCUGUGCACAGGGUCUAGUGAUCCCUCGGCAACAUCUUGACGCGCUCGGUGCUGCCCUGAACAACGCGUCUGAUGCUGUUGCUGGCGACUCACUCAUAGAGUCUUUCGCUGACAGUCAUCAUCUGAGGAAGUAUGCUAUCACGCCAAGUGUACUGCAACAUGUCGGAAGGAUGGGAUCAUCGGAUGUUGGGGGGACUCGCAAGGUUACGUGGAACUUUAGCUUUGAGAAGACCAUCGCCAGGAGAUCAUGGAAUUAA
This is a messenger RNA of Fusarium subglutinans, 1272 nucleotides long. RefSeq names its product alpha-1 3-mannosyl-glyco 4-beta-n-acetylglucosaminyltransferase C. Gene Ontology annotation, biological process: GPI anchor biosynthetic process. Gene Ontology annotation, molecular function: glycosyltransferase activity. Bases 1 to 1272 code for a protein of 423 amino acids. Gene Ontology annotation, cellular component: Golgi membrane. The record is from RefSeq and is a predicted model, not a curated record. Lineage: Eukaryota; Fungi; Ascomycota; Sordariomycetes; Hypocreales; Nectriaceae. The transcript has a single exon.